AGAGAAAGUUCAGCACCACAUCCACUCUCAUCUGCAACAAGAAAAGAAAAGGAAGCUUUUCGAAGUGUGACUGUAUAACUAUAUAUAUAUAUAUGUAUAUGGUGUGGAGGAGUAAGGGUGUUGUUGAUGGGUAAAGGAAGACCUAGGGCUGUGGAGAAGGGGGUGGUGGGCCCCAAUUUGAGCUGUGCUUCGUCUUCUUCGUUGACCAUACCGUCUGCGCCGGUGUAUUAUCCGAGUGAGGAUGAGUUUAGGGACCCUUUGGAGUAUAUAUGCAAGAUCAGGGCUGAGGCUGAGCCGUACGGGAUUUGUAGGAUAGUUCCGCCGGAGAGCUGGAAGCCUCCUUUUGCUUUGGACUUGGAGAAGUUCACGUUUCCGACAAAGACGCAGGCGAUUCAUCAGUUGCAGGUGAGGCCUGCUUCGUGUGAUUCCAAGACUUUUGAGCUGGAGUAUAAUAGGUUUUUGGAGGAUCAUUGCGGGAAGAGGCUGAGGAGGAAGGUGGUGUUUGAGGGGGAGGAGUUGGAUUUGUGUAAGCUGUUUAAUGCGGCCAAGAGGUAUGGGGGGUAUGAUAAGGUUGUGAAGGAGAAGAAGUGGGGGGAGGUUGUGAGGUUUGUGAGGUCGGCCAGGAAGGUGUCCGAGUGUUCAAAGCAUGUUUUGCAUCAGUUGUAUUUGGAGCAUUUGUUUGAGUACGAGGAGUAUUAUAAUAAGCUGAAUAAAGAGGGGGCAAGAGGUUGUAAGAGGGGUUUGCAGGAAGAGAAGAAUGGUGAAUGUUCUAGCUCCAAAAGGAGGCGAACGAGUAAUAACGAUGGUGAGAGGGCUAAGGUUCGUAAGGUAAAGAAGGAAGAGGAGGAGCAUGAUCAGAUAUGUGAGCAAUGCAGGAGUGGUCUGCACGGGGAAGUGAUGCUUUUGUGCGAUAGGUGUGAUAAAGGGUGGCACAUUUACUGUCUCUCUCCGCCGUUGAAACAGAUCCCGUCCGGGAAUUGGUACUGCUUAGAUUGCUUGAAUUCUGAUGAAGAUUGUUUCGGUUUUGUGCCUGGAAAGCGUUUCUCACUGGAGGCUUUUAGGCGUGUGGCUGAUCGGGCCAAGAAGAAAUGGUUUGGGUCAGGACCUGCAUCUCGGGUGCAAAUAGAGAAAAAGUUCUGGGAAAUUGUGGAGGGUUCCAUCGGUGAAGUUGAAGUUAUGUAUGGCAGUGACCUGGAUACUUCCAUUUAUGGGAGCGGUUUUCCGCGAGUAAAUGACCUGAAACAAGAGUCUGUUGAUGCCAAGAUAUGGGAUGAAUAUUGCGGUAGCCCAUGGAAUCUCAAUAACUUGCCCAAGUUGAAAGGAUCAGUUCUUAGAGCUGUUCAUAAUAACAUUACUGGUGUUAUGGUGCCUUGGCUCUAUAUGGGGAUGCUGUUUUCAUCUUUUUGCUGGCAUUUUGAAGAUCAUUGUUUUUAUUCAAUGAAUUAUCAUCACUGGGGAGAGCCCAAAUGUUGGUACAGUGUCCCUGGUAGUGAAGCCGGUGCUUUUGAGAAGGUGAUGCGUAACAGUCUUCCUGAUCUUUUUGAUGCACAACCUGAUUUGCUCUUUCAGCUUGUCACCAUGUUAAAUCCCUCUGUUUUGCAAGAAAAUGGAGUUCCUGUAUACAGUGUCCUACAGGAGCCUGGAAAUUUUGUCAUCACCUUCCCCAGGUCUUACCAUGGAGGUUUUAAUCUUGGUCUGAAUUGUGCAGAGGCUGUCAAUUUUGCCCCUGCUGACUGGCUACCUCAUGGUGGGUUUGGAGCGGGGCUCUAUCAGCUUUAUCACAAAACUGCAGUUCUAUCUCACGAGGAGCUUGUUUGUGUGCUAGCCAAGGUUAGUGACUGUGACAGCAGAGUAUCACCGUAUUUGAAGAAAGAAUUGAUAAGAAUAUAUAACAAGGAGAAAACCUGGAGGGAGCGCCUUUGGAGAAAAGGAAUCGUCAAAUCAUCUCUUAUGUCCUCUCGAAAAUUCCCUGAAUAUGUUGGUACUGAGGAGGAUCCUACAUGCAUUAUAUGCCAGCAAUAUCUUUACCUCUCUGGUGUGGUUUGUCGUUGUCGGCCAUCCACAUUUGUAUGUCUGGAGCACUCAGAACGUCUUUGUGAAUGCAAAUCCAGCAGACUUCGUCUUCAUUAUCGCCAUACACUAGCAGAAUUGCACGAUAUGGUGCUUGCAAUGGAUAAACAUGAUUGUGAGGAGACAACACAAAGUAGAACAAAGAAAAGACAACUCCAAUGCUCUAAUGAACCAACUGCGUUAACAAAAAAGGUCAAGGGUGGUCAUGCCAGUUUCGCUCAACUUGCGGACCAAUGGCUUUUGCGUGCGUGCAAGAUUUUUAAGAGUCUGUUUUCUAGAGAAGACUAUGUUAAUGUACUGAAAGAGGCUGAACAAUUUGUCUGGGCCGGUUCAGAGAUGAAUAAUGUUCGGGAAACGGCAAAUAAUUUGAAAGAAGCUCGGAAAUGGGCAGAGGGUGUGAGGAAGUCGGUAUCUAAAAUUGAAAGUUGGUCAUCUAAUCACGACAAGGAUAUAGAGAAGGUUCGUGUGGAAUAUAUCAAUGAGUUGCUGAGUUUUGAUUCGUUGCCCUGUGACGAGCCUGGGCAUCUUAUUUUGAAGGGUUACGCUGAAAAGGCAAGGAUGUUGAUAGAGGAAAUCAAUACCGCAAUGUCUUCAUGCUCAAAAGUCCCUGAAUUGGAAUUGCUGUACAACAGAGUUUGUGAGUUUCCCGUUUAUGUAACAGAAAGCGAAGGGUUGCAACAGAAAAUUUUGUCUGCAAAGGUUUGGAUAGAAGGCAUAACAAAAUGCAUCUCUGAGAAACAGCCUGCUGCAAUUGAGCUGGAUGUCCUGUACAAGUUGAAAUUGGAGAUCCCAGAAGUGGAAGUUCAACUCCCACAGAUAGAAGUGCUUUCUGAUCUAGUAAGAAAAGCUGAAUCAUGUCAAGCUCAAUGCGUCGAAAUUUUGAAAGGUCCUAUUACCCUCAAGGAUGUUGAGGCGCUGCUUCUAGAAUGGGAUACUUUUUCUGUCAACGUACCGGAGUUGAAGCUUCUGAGGCAGUACCACACUGAUGUUGUUUCUUGGAAUGCUCGAUUGAAAGCUGUUCUUACGAAAAUUCAUGAAAGAGAGGAUCAAGAUACUGUAGUUGAUGAGUUAGAGCACAUUCUAAAGGAUGGGGCAUCUUUGAAAAUCCAAGUUAAUCAGAUGCCUGCGGUUGAGUUUGAGUUGAAAAAGGCUAGGUGCAGGGAAAGGGCUUUGAGGAUGCGAGAAACUAUAGUGUCUCUGGACUUCAUUCAAGAAGUGAUGGUGGAUGCACAAGGUUUACAUAUUGACGGAGAACAAAUAUUUGUUAAUAUGUCGAAAGUACUUGAUGCUGCCAUCCAAUGGGAGGAAAGAGCAAAAUAUAUUCUUGCACAUGGAGCUCAGAUAUCUGACUUCGAGGAUGUACUUAGGAGUUCGGAAAACAUACAUGUGACUUUACCUUCUCUCCUUGAUGUUAAGGAGGCACUAUCAAAGGCUAUGGCCUGGUUGAGUAGAUCUGAGCCGUUUCUUCUGCAUUGUUCUUCAUUGGAAUCUGCCUCGAGUUCUUUGCUGAAAGUUGACACGUUGAAGGCGUUGAUUUCUGAGUCGAAAGAUCUAAAAGUAUCUAUGAAAGAAAUCAAGAUUCUUGAAACUGUUUUGAGGAACUGUGAGGAAUGGAAGCAUGAUGCUUGCUCUCUACUGCAAGAUACAAGGUGCCUAUUGGAUAUGGCGACCAACGGUGAGGGGAUAAGCGAGGGGCUUAUUUCCAAGAUAGAACAUGUACUUGCAAGGAUAGGAUCCAUGGAAAAUACUGGUUUAUCUCUUACGUUUGACUUUGUUGAGCUUGCAAAACUCAAGGAUGCUUGUUCUCUGCUGCAAUGGUGUAAGAAGGCUAUCUCUUUCUGCUUUGCUGUUCCUACUCUCGAGGAUAUUGAGAGUUUGAUAAGUGAUGCAGAGACUUCAUGUUGUACAGAUUCAUCUGGUGCACUCUUUGACUCGUUGUUUGAAGGAGUCAAAUGGCUUAAGCAAGCAACAAAGAUUAUUUCUGCACCUAGCAAUUCUACAAGUUGCAAGUUGAGUGAAGCUGAAGAAGUUCUUGCUGAUUGUCAGAGUAUUAAUAUCUCCUUCCCUCUGACAGUUACUCAAAUUGAAGGUGUCAUUGAUAAACAUAAGUCUUGGCUUGAGCAAGUGCAUCAAUUUUUCAGCCUAAGGGUGGCGGAACGAUCUUGGUCUCUUAUACUACAGCUAAAGGAGCUUGGGAUAGCUGGUGCUUUCAAUUGCGCAGAACUAGAUUCAAUAAUAUCUGAAGUUGAAAGGGUUCAGAAGUGGAAGAGACAAUGCAUGGAUAUUUUCAGAAUUGCAGAAGAGAAUUCACUGCUCUGUGCUCUAGAAAAGUUACAACAGACUCUGGAUAGAUCUAUGCAAAUAUAUGACAAGGCAAAUGGGUUGAGUGAGAAAGGUUCUUAUGCAUGCUGCUCCGUUGGUUCUCUGGAUCAGGAGUUUGUUACCUGUUCUUCGUGCAAGGAAUGCUACCAUUUGCGGUGCUUAGGAUCUUUGACAGUAUAUGGGAAACACUCGGAGUAUGUGUGCUUGUGUUGCCAGUAUCUGGUAUCUGGAACAUUGCAAAAUGAAGGAAAUCCUCGGGGUUUUGGAGGAGUUCGUCUAGCACUUCAAAAGAUUGUUGAACUUUUAUCUGAAGAGGAUUUCUGUGUUUGUAUGGAAGAAAGAGAUAUAUUGAAAGAGGUUUUGAAGAAAGCUCGGGUAUGCAAGACACACCUGGAAGCACUAGUGGACUUUGCAUUAGCUUAUUUGGACAAGGAUCUCAGUGUCAUAUUUGCAAAGCUAGCCACUGCUUUAAAGGCUGUUGAAUUAGAAGGCUUGUAUGAUGAUGAAGGUUAUUGCAACCUUACAUUGGCACUAUCAAGAUACUCAUGGAAGGUCAGAGUUGAAAGAUUACUGGAGGGUUCAAAAAAGCCCACAAUCUACCAGAUUCAACAGCAUUUAAAAGAGAGAGUGGCCGUGAACAUUCCCCCUGAAGAUUACUUUAAGCAAAAACUUACAGAACUGAAGUGCAGUGGCUUGCAGUGGGCAGAUAAGGCUAAGAAGGUUGCUGCUGAUUCUGGGGCUCUACCCCUGGACAAAGUUUUUGAACUUAUUUCUGAGGGUGAAAACUUGCCUGUUCUUGUAGAAAAGGAACUUAAGCUAUUGAAAGAUCGGAGUAUGCUUUAUUGCAUAUGUAGAAAGCCUUAUGAUCAGAGAGCAAUGAUUGCAUGUGACAAAUGUGAUGAGUGGUAUCACUUUGGUUGUAUGAAACUACGUUCCACACCCAAGGUUUACAUAUGCCCUGCAUGUGAGCCUCUAGCAGAAACGUUGCCUACAUCAUCAGUAGUUCCCUGUACUGAUGCCAAAUUUGUAGAACCGAAAACGCCCUCCCCCAAGCACACAAAGCCCAGGAUGAGCCCAAACAAAGAAGAAUUCAUUGCAACACAAAAGGUUGCAAGUACAGAUGACGCCAACGUGUUUAGGUGUUCCAGUGGGAUAGACCGUCUAUGGUGGCGAAAUCGGAAACCUUUCAGAAGGGUGGCCAAAAAACGAGCUGAGCUUGAUUGUCUAUCUCUAUUUUCUCAUGUGCAACAAUGAGUACACAUCAAAAUCUCUUGUUUAGCCGUUAUUUAAUUAAUUCAUUGAUUAUAAUU
Messenger RNA from Fragaria vesca subsp. vesca, 5702 nucleotides. RefSeq lists its product as uncharacterized. The coding region runs from base 127 to 5646 and encodes 1839 amino acids. Gene Ontology annotation, biological process: chromatin remodeling. The transcript has 33 exons. Gene Ontology annotation, molecular function: DNA binding; histone demethylase activity. NCBI's taxonomy places the organism in Eukaryota, Viridiplantae, Streptophyta, Magnoliopsida, Rosales, Rosaceae. Gene Ontology annotation, cellular component: nucleus. The record is from RefSeq and is a predicted model, not a curated record.